Molecule: messenger RNA, 14730 nt
Organism: Clupea harengus (Atlantic herring)
Lineage: Eukaryota; Metazoa; Chordata; Actinopteri; Clupeiformes; Clupeidae
Gene: dnah5l
Product: dynein, axonemal, heavy chain 5 like
Exons: 76
Coding region: 427-14532 (4701 amino acids)
Biological process (GO): microtubule-based movement
Cellular component (GO): axonemal dynein complex
Molecular function (GO): minus-end-directed microtubule motor activity; ATP hydrolysis activity; ATP binding
Source: RefSeq, a predicted model, not a curated record
UUAUGCAUGACGGUGUGUGCUGGGGGGCAUGGUUUGAUUUUGUGAAGGGCGUUUUUUUACUGUCAACUAAAAUCAAAUGUCAUUUCUAAUGUCGUCGCAAUCCUAAUGUUACGUUGACUGUUAAUCAUUACCCUACUCAAAUAUGUUUGAGCCUGCAAUUCAUUGCUUUUCGUGUGUUUUAAUAUUGCCUAUAUUGUCAUAUUCUGCUCACUAUAUAUUCUGGACCUUUCCUAAGUGUUCUUGAUGUGGCAGAGAAUGGGGGCAGUGAGGGUCUUUAACUAGGAAGUCAGAUUCUGUAUGUUUGCAGUUGUGUACAUAGCAAACAAAAUGAAAACUCCACUCCACGAGUGUCAAGAGUUAUCUUGUCAAAUAACUUUACAUCACAGCCUGUCUGUGUAAUAGACUGAAGCCAUUUGGGUGUUGAACAUGUCUGAGAAUGGGAGUCUUCACCAAGGGAUGGAGGAGCAGGCUUUAUCCCCAAGUCAGAGUGAUGAGCCUGGGGAGGAGGUGGCGUCGCGCUCCCCUGCCCAGCAGAGUCCGUAUGAAGAGCUUGAGGCGGUAGGCUCGGAGGCAGAGAGGAGCGUGGGUCCUGAAGCCGAGGCGAAGCCAAACUCUCCCGGCCAGCUGGAGUCAGACCCCGGUGAGGGGGGAAACACAGACAUCUCCACAGCUCAGGAUGCGGCUGAAGUCCGUCCUCCACUCAUCAGCAUAAAAACAGGUGUAAGUGGGCACAGAAGAAUCGGGGGCCAGAGAGUCAAAAGAGCCAAUCACACGUCCUCAUCUGUCAUCACCUCCCCUGUCUCCACGGCAGCUGUAUCUGGCAAGCGUUCAGUUGUGCUCUCCAACGAGGCCCGGAAGGAGAUGGUCAAGCAGGCAAAAGCCUUGAAGGACGAGCGCCGGGCGGCCAUCGACAGCCGCCAUAAGUACCUCAUCUCCAAGAUAGCGGAUGGCGUCAGCUUAGGGGAGGCUGAGGUGGAGGAGGCACUCGUUUCUGAUGACAAGUUCAGCUUGAUAGAAGAAUUCUUUGCAGCCCAUGGAUCAAAGAGAUUGCUCUUCUUCUAUCAAGCAGCACCAUCGUCUCAGUUGAAUCGUCACUCCAACCCAGACACCAUUAGCUCCACAACCGGCCAGAAGAAGCUUUUUAUCACCACGGGCACUGCGGAGGGCCUGCUCGGGGUGUGUUUGUUUUUCCUGCGCAGCACCGAGAAGGCCAUAACGACUGCCACUGUGUUCCAAGAGGUGAACUUUGGAAUGCUCGACUGCACUGACGGGAACCUUUUGCACAGUUUUCAGAACCUUUUCUCACAAGUCAUGUUGCCAGCUCUCAAGUCUCAAGAGGACUGGGGUGCCAUUAAAGAUGGUCUGAAGAACGUCCACAUUCAGGACUUCCUGAGUUCAGUGGACAGGUUUGUCUGCAGUCUCUCCUCAGCCCGACAAAACAUGGAGGGAAAGUUCCAGCUGAAUGAGGUAGACUCCGCCCCGAGCCUGAGCAACCUCCAGGAGCCAGCUGACUACACAGCUGCAGCCGGGAACUCUGAGCUGGUGGAGCGGCUGGAGGCAGUGCUCCUUCACUGGGCGCAGCAGAUCGAGCUGGUCCUGACUGAGAGCGAGCAGAUGAGGAAGGAGGCGGAUGACAUUGGCCCCGCCGCCGAGCUGGAGUACUGGAAGAGCCGCAUGACUACCUUCAACAGCCUCUUGGAGGAGAUAAAGAGGCCCCAGGUGAAGAAGGUUCUGGGCCUGCUACAGGUGGCUAAGUCCAAAACCCUGAGACGAUGGAAGGAGCUGGAUGGAAACAUUACUGUUGUGGCCAAUGAGGCAAAGGAUAAUGUCAAGUAUCUUUACACGCUAGAGAAGUUCUUCAGGCCUCUUGGAAAGUGCACUCCUACCAGUAUGCUUGAACACAUCCCCAACCUGAUGAACAGCAUCCGCAUGAUCCACAACGUGUCCCACUACUACAACACCUCAGAGCACAUGACCUCCCUCUUUGUCAAAGUCACCAAUCAGAUGGUCACCACCAGCAAGGCCUACCUCAGCCAAGGGAUGGCCAAGGUCUGGGACCUGGACAGAAAGGAACUCCUGCAGAGAAUUGAUGAGUGCUUCCAGCUCAACCAGGAGUACCAGCUAUGCUUCCAGAGGGUGCGAGAGAAACUCAGGGAGAAUCUUGAGAACAGACAGUUUGAAUUCAGUGAGAACUACAUCUUUGGGAAGUUUGACACGUUCUGCAAGCGUCUGGAGAAGAUAGCGGACGUGGCAGGCACACUGGAGGACCUGUCCUCUCUGCAGCACAUCAAGGUGGAGGGCACAGAGAAGAUUUAUGUGCGCUACCAGACCAUCGUGACCAGCAUCAAGUCUAAGACCUACAAUGUGCUCGACCAUCGGAAAUUAGAGUUUGAAAAUGACUAUGCCGAGUUCAAAGCUCAAAUCCAAGGCUUGUUCCAGUCGCUCCAGGCAUUGUUAGAUGCCUGGUUUGAGAAAAAUCUUUCAGCGGAGCGAAUGCUUGAUCUGUUGGCCAAGUUUGAAAACGGGGUGGGCAAGCAACUGGACCUGACGCUGAAGUACAUGUUUGUUCUCCAACGUUAUGGUCAUGAACUGGAACAAGUGAGGAGGCUUUACCAGAAACAGAGAGACAACCCUCCUGUCACUCGAAACAUGCCCACAAUUGCAGGGAAAAUACUGUGGUCACGACAGCUCUUAAGGAAAAUUGAAUUACCAAUGACUAUGCUGAAAGACAAACUGGAUGUACUAAAGGUCCCUGAGAUGAGGAAAAUUAUCCGGGCCUACAACAAGAUGGCCGCCGUUCUGUUGGAGUAUGAGCUGCUCUACCACCGGGGCUGGGUGCAGGCGGUGGAGAUGGGUCAGCAUGGCCUCAGCGCCACCCUCCUCAUCAGGCAUCCACAAACCAAGGAGAUCUUUGUCAAUCUGGACCCUGUGGUGCUGGAGGUUCUGCAGGAGGUGAAGUGUAUGAGUAAGAUGGGCUUCUCUGUGCCCAAGUCCAUCCUGACUGUGUGUGCCAGUGAAGCCCAGCUAAAGGCCCAACAGAAUACUCUUCAGGAGUUGCUUGAGGACUUCCAGGUGUCUGUAGGCCAGAUCCCUGCUCCUCUCCAGCCCGUCUUGCAGCCCUUCAUCAGCCACGUGGAGACGGCGCUCACCCCCGGCCUCACCACCCUCUCCUGGAGCUCCCUCAACAUAGACAGAUUCCUCCAGGGUGUGUGUGAGGCUCUAGGCGAGCUGAAGCAGGUGGUGAAGGUCGCCUCGGACACGCUGGAGUGCCGUGUGGAGAGGGCCUUCCAGGACGUGGCCACCACAGCCCUGCUGCCCCUGCCCGAGGACGAGCCCGUGCCCAUCCACUCCUUCCAGAGCGAGGCAGAGAGUGCAGUCAGGGCAGCUGGACAAGAGCUGGCUGGUCACAGUACACAAGCGGAGAUGUCCAUGUAUGAUAUGAUCCAUGAGCUCAAGAGGAAGAUGAAGCCAGCAGAAAUGGUCAACCUGGAGGGCUCUUUUGCAUGCCUGCACCCUGAUGCCAAGCAGAAGACUCGAUGCCAGGCGUGUUUGCCAUGCCACUUUUACAACCUGAUGGGCCACCUCUGCCAGAAGAACACUGAGGCUCUGGUUAGAGCCACCAAGACGUCUCUGGAUUCUCUGAGACGCCGUCUCCACGUGGCGAGCUCUAAGUACCUGUCGGCCUUCGCCCCACUGGGUCGCACUGUCUCUCAAGUGCCUCUUUUCAAAGCCUCCAUCCAGCUCGCCAUCCCCAACAUCGUCCUCAGGCCCAGCCUUGAGGACAUUCAGAGUAUCCUGAAUAAAGUGGUCAACACAGUGCUGUCCAUGGCCAAAGACAUCCCCCUGUGGGAAUACUCACGUCUCCAUCACAAACAACUGCAGGUGGAGCAGCAGGCAGCACGGGACCUGGGGGACGACGGGCCCGUCCCCAAGCAGAUCACCCUGAAGCCACUGGACCGGCAGCUGGCUGAGCACAAGGACGUGACCAAGGCGGUGGUCCAGCUGAGCUCCCUUGUGUCCUCCCUGAAGGCGGAUGCAGGGGACGUGCUGGGGGGCCUGGCCCACUUCUCCACCCUCUGGAGCCAGGAUGCAGAGGAGCAGGUGAAAGUGUUUCUGGAGAGCAGCCCAUCACUGCCCGAGUUCAGUGCUCAGAUUUCAUCAUACUCUACACUAGAAGCUCAGAUUGAGGAGCUUCCACCCAGCUGGACCGUGGGCUCCAUCCUCUAUGAGACAGACCAGCUGAAGCUCUCGCUGGUCCAGGAGUGCCGGGCCUGGAAGAGGGCCUUCGGGGCCGCGCUAAACCGCCAGGCCUCCGCCAACAUGUCCGAGAUCUACGCCUUCGUGGACAGCUUGAACAGGCAGCUGCAGAGGCCCGUCCGGGACCUGGAGGACGUGCGGGGGGCCAUGGCGGCCCUGAGGGAGGUGCGGGAGGGGGAGAUCCGGAUCGACUCCCUCAUCGGGCCCGUGGAGGAGUCCUUCACCCUGCUCAACCGCCACGAGCUGCACUUCAGCGACGGCAAUGCAGAGAAGGUGGACAGUCUGACCUACGCCUGGAAAAACCUCAACGCGCUGGUGUUGCAGACACAGAAUACCCUUGUGGCAAUUCAGCCAACAAUGAAAUCUGAGCUGCUUGCUGGCGUGGAGAGUUUCCAGGGCACAGUACAAAGCUUCUACACUGAUUACGACACCAGUGGUCCCGGAGUGGCAGGUCUGGUGCCGAGUGAGGCCAGCGACCGACUGCAGGCGUUCCAGGCCCAGUUUGACGAGCUCUGGAGGAAAUACAUCACUUUCUCUGGGGGAGAGGAGCUCUUUGGCCUCCCCGUCAAAGAAUAUCCUGACCUUCAGCGCAUAAAAAGAGAGCUAUCUCUAUUGUCCAAGCUUUAUGGCCUCUACAACUCCGUCAUUGACAGUGUGAAUGGCUACUAUGAUAUUCAAUGGGCUGACCUUAACAUAGAGAAGAUCAACAGUGAACUCCAAGACUUUCAAAAUCGCAUUCGGAAGCUCCCCAAAGCCUUGAAGGAAUGGCAGGCCUUCUGUGACCUGAAGAAGAAGAUCGAUGACUUCAACGAGACUUGCCCCCUCCUUUACAUGAUGGCAAACAAGGCUAUGAUGGGCAGACACUGGCAACGCCUGAGUGACAUCACAGGCCACAGCUUCGAUGUUGACUCAGCAAAUUUCUCUCUCAGAAACAUUAUGGAGGCUCCCUUACUACAGUACAAAGAGGAUAUUGAGGAUGUUUGCAUCAGUGCCGUGAAGGAGCGGGACAUUGAGGCCAAGCUGAAAGAUGUGGUGGCCGAGUGGAGUAGCCACACGUUCACUUUUGCCCCCUUCAGGAACCGAGGGGAACUGCUGCUGAAGGGCUCAGACACUGCAGAGAAGGUGGCCCUGAUGGAGGACAGCCUAAUGAUCCUAGCCUCCCUUAUGAGUAACAGGUACAACGUCCCCUUCAAGCCCACCAUCCAGCAGUGGGUUCAGAAGCUGUCCAACACCACGGAGGUGAUUGAGAAGUGGCUGAUGGUGCAGAACCUGUGGAUCUACCUUGAGGCCGUGUUUGUGGGCGGAGACAUCGCCAAACAGCUCCCACAGGAGGCUAAGCGCUUCCAGAACAUCGACAAGUCGUGGCAGAAGAUCAUGCAGCGUGCCCACGAGGUGCCCGGCGUGGUGCAGUGCAGCGUGGGCGACGAGACGCUGAGCCAGCUGCUGCCCCACCUGCUGGAGCAGCUGGAGGUGUGUCAGAAGUCCCUGAGUGGCUACCUGGAGAAGAAGAGGCUCGUCUUCUCCCGCUUCUUCUUCGUCUCCGACCCCGUCCUCCUGGAGAUCCUUGGACAGGCCUCUGACUCCCACACCAUCCAGGCCCAUUUGUUGAGUCUCUUUGACAAUGUGAACCGAGUGGUUUUCCAUGAGAAAAACUACGACCAGAUUCUGAGUUUCCAGUCCCAGGAGGGUGAAACGGUGGCUCUCACUGAACCUGUCAGUGCCCAGGGAAACGUGGAGGUGUGGCUGGGCCUUUUGCUGUCUGGCGUUAAGAGCACCAUACACAGCAUCAUCCGCCAGGCCCACAUGGCCAUCGGUGACGCAGGCCUCAAGCUGCUGGAGUUCCAGUCUGUGUUCCCCGCACAGGUGGGCCUGCUGGGCAUCCAGCUCAUCUGGACCAGGGAUGCUGAGGAGGCACUCAAGCUCAGCAAAGCCGACAAGAAGAUCAUGCAGACAACCAAUCAGAAGUUUCUGGACAUCCUGAACGAGCUGAUUGACAUGACGACUCGAGAUCUAACCAAGAUAGAGAGGACCAAGUACGAGACCCUCAUCACCAUCCAUGUGCACCAGAAGGACAUUUUUGAUGAUUUGGUGCGCAUGAACAUUAGGUCGGCGUCUGACUUUGAGUGGCAGAAACAAUCACGCUUCUACUUCCUUGAGGACGUGGACAGGUGCCUCAUUCAGAUCACGGAUGUGGAGUUUGACUACUGUAACGAGUACCUGGGCUGCACCGACAGGCUUGUCAUCACCCCACUCACUGACAGAUGUUACAUCACGCUGGCCCAGGCUCUGGGCAUGAGUAUGGGUGGAGCCCCUGCUGGCCCAGCGGGGACAGGGAAGACUGAGACCACCAAGGACAUGGGUCGCUGCCUGGGCAAAUACGUGGUGGUCUUCAACUGCUCCGACCAGAUGGACUACAGGGGACUGGGCCGCAUUUACAAGGGAUUGGCUCAGGCAGGAGCGUGGGGGUGCUUCGAUGAGUUUAACCGCAUUGAACUCCCCGUCCUGUCCGUGGCGGCACAGCAGAUCUACAUUGUCCUUCAGUGCAAAAAGAACAAAAAAACUCAGUUCAUCUUCACAGACGGAGACGUGGUGGACAUGGAUAAAGAGUUUGGAAUCUUCCUGACCAUGAACCCAGGGUACGCCGGCCGUCAGGAGCUCCCUGAGAACCUGAAGAUCCAGUUCCGUACCGUGGCCAUGAUGGUUCCUGACAGGGCCAUCAUCAUGAGAGUCAAGCUAGCCAGCGCCGGUUUCCGUGACAACCAAGUCCUCAGUCGCAAGUUCUACACCCUGUACAAGCUGUGUGAAGAACAACUCUCCAAACAGGUUCACUAUGACUUUGGGCUGAGGAACAUUCUGUCUGUGUUGAGAACCCUUGGUGCGGUGAAGAGGGCUAACCCCACGGAGUCUGAGAAGACCGUGGUCAUGAGGGUGCUGCGGGACAUGAACCUCUCCAAACUGGUGGAUGAAGACGAGCCUCUCUUCAUGAGCCUCAUCAACGACCUGUUCCCAGGCAUCACCCUGGACAAGGCAGGCUACCCUGAGCUGGAGGCAGCCAUCCAGGCGCAGACGCAGCAGGCUGGGCUCAUCUUCCACCCACCCUGGGUGCUCAAGCUGGUGCAACUUUAUGAGACCCAGCUCGUCAGACACGGAAUGAUGACGCUGGGCCCCAGUGGCACAGGGAAGACCACAUGCAUCCACACGCUAAUGAAGGCCAUGACAGACUGCGGCACCCCCCACAAAGAGAUGCGGAUGAACCCCAAAGCCAUCACCGCCUCGCAGAUGUUCGGCACGCUGGACGUGGCCACCAACGACUGGACAGAUGGCGUCUUCUCCACGCUGUGGAGGAAAACGCUCAAAGCAAAGAAGGGUGAACAUAUAUGGAUUGUUCUGGAUGGUCCAGUUGAUGCUAUCUGGAUUGAGAACCUGAACUCAGUCUUGGAUGACAACAAGACCUUGACCCUGGCCAAUGGAGAUCGCAUCCCCAUGGCCCCCAACUGUAAGGUUGUGUUUGAGCCCCACAACAUUGACAACGCCUCCCCAGCCACCGUGUCCCGUAACGGCAUGGUCUUCAUGAGCUCCUCCGUGCUCGACUGGCAGCCCAUUCUGCAGGCGUGGCUUCGCAAGAUCCCACCGGCUCAGGCAGACGUGCUGCUCAACUGCUUCAACAACAUCUACCAGGACCUAAUUAACUUCAUAUUCACUGUGGUUUCUCCAAAAAUGCAAAUCCUGGAGUGCAUGUACAUCAAGCAGACACUUGACCUCUUGCAGGGCUUGCUGCCUUCGGCCGAAGAGAGGAACGCCGCUCAUGGUCACGUUAGUCGGCUGUUUGUGUUUGCUUUGAUGUGGUCAGCGGGGGCCCUGCUGGAGCUGGACGACAGGGCCAAGCUGGAGGUGUUUCUCAAGGGCCACUCGUCCCCACUGAGUCUGCCUCACACCCAGGAGGAGCAGACCAUAUUUGAGUUUGUGGUCAACGAGGCCGGAGAGUGGGACCAUUGGUCCAAGAAGGUCCCUGAGUACAAAUAUCCUAAGGAUGUUAUUCCUGACUAUGCCUCCAUCCUUGUGCCUAACGUUGACAACGUCAGAACGGACUUCCUGAUGCGGACCAUCAUGCAACAGGGCAAAGCAGUGCUGCUCAUUGGUGAACAAGGCACUGCCAAAACAGUCAUGAUCAAGGGCUACACCGGUAAGUAUGACCCGGAGAGACAUGUGAGCAAGAGCUUCAACUUCUCGUCGGCCACGCUGCCCGGCAUGUUUCAGCAGACCAUAGAGAGCUACAUAGACAAACGCAUGGGCAGCACCUACGGCCCGCCUGCUGGAAAGAGGAUGACCGUCUUCGUGGAUGAUAUUAAUAUGCCUGUUAUCAAUGAGUGGGGAGACCAGAUCACAAAUGAGAUAGUCCGGCAGCUGAUGGAACAGGGGGGCUUCUACAGCCUGGAGCGCCCCGGCGAGUUCACCACCGUGGUGGACGUGCAGCUGGUGGCGGCCAUGAUCCACCCGGGGGGCGGCCGCAACGACAUCCCCCAGCGGCUGAAGAGGCAGUUCUGCAUCUUCAACUGCACCCUGCCCUCCAAUUCCUCCAUCGACAAGAUCUUCCACACCCUGGCGCAGGGCUAUUUCUGCCCAGAGAGGGGCUUCUCCGAGGGGGUGUGUGCUCUGGCCAGUGCCCUGGUGCCCACCUCCAGGAGAGUGUGGCAAGCUGUCAAAGCCAAGAUGCUGCCUUCCCCGGCUAAGUUCCACUACGUGUUCAACCUGCGGGACCUGAGUCGGAUCUGGCAGGGCAUCCUGGCGGUGCGGGCGGACGUGUGCCAGGGGCCCGCUGUGCUAAUGCCUCUCUUCAGGCACGAGUGCUGCCGCGUCGUCGCCGACCGCUUCGUCGACCUCAAGGACACCGAGAUCUUUGAUGGGAUUGUGGCACGGAUUGCGACAGAGGACCAUGGAGCUGACUGGAUGGAGCAGGCCCAGGCGGACGCCUACUUUGUGGACUUCCUGCGUGACGCCCAAGACACCACUGGAGACGAGCCUGACGACGCUGAGCCCGAGACCCCCAAGGUGUACGAGCCUAUCCCCUCCUUCCAGGCGCUGUCAGAGCGGCUGGGUCUCUACCUGCAGCAGUACAAUGAAGCCGUGAGAGGCAACGCCAUGGACCUGGUCUUCUUCAAGGAUGCCAUGAUCCACUUGGUGAAGAUCUCGCGGAUCGUACGCACCCCCCAGGGUAAUGCCCUGUUGGUGGGGGUGGGGGGCUCAGGCAAGCAGAGCCUCACUCGCUUAGCCUCUUUCGUCGCUGGAUACCAGAGCUUCCAGAUCACGCUCACACGAACCUACAAUGUCAGUAACCUAAUGGAGGACCUGAAGACACUGUACCGGAUCGCCGGGCAGCAGGGUAAGGGCGUGACCUUCAUCUUCACCGACAACGACAUCAAGGACGAGGCCUUCCUGGAGUACAUGAACAACGUGCUGGCGUCCGGCGAGGUGUCGAACCUGUUCCCCCGCGACGAGAUGGACGAGAUCACCCAGGACCUCAUCCCCGCCAUGAAGCGCGAGCACCCGCGCCGCCCGCCCACCGCCGAGAACCUGUACGACUACUUCCUGUCGCGGGUGCGCAGCAACCUGCACGUGGCGCUCUGCUUCUCGCCGGUGGGAGAGAAGCUGCGCUCGCGAGCGCUCAGGUUCCCGGGCCUCAUCUCCGGCUGCACGGUGGACUGGUUCCAGCGGUGGCCCCGGGACGCCCUCGUGGCCGUCGCCCAGCACUUCCUGGCCAGUUACGCCUUCCGCUGCACGGACGAGGUCAAGCAGAGCGUGGUGGGCACCAUGGGAACCUUCCAGGACAUGGUGGCGGAGACGUGCACGGAGUACUUUCAGCGCUUCCGACGGCAGACCUACGUGACGCCCAAAUCCUACCUGUCCUUUAUUAAAGGCUACCAGGCUAUCUACUCGGAGAAAAUAGCUCACGUAGAAGUGCUGGCUGAACGUAUGAAUACAGGCCUGGACAAGCUAAUGGAGGCUGAGCAGUCAAUCAGUCAGCUGUCCAAAGAGCUGGCGGUGAAAGAGCAGGAGUUGGCCGUGGCGUCUCAAAAGGCCGACGGGGUCCUUCAAGAGGUCGCCGUCAAAGCGCAGGCAGCAGAGAAGGUCAAGGCCCAGGUGCAGAAGGUCAAAGACAAGGCCCAGGCCAUCGUGGACGAGAUUGAGGGAGACAAGAAGGUGGCAGAGUCCAAGCUGGAAGCUGCCAAGCCUGCUCUAGCAGCAUCAGAGGCUGCCCUGCAGACUAUAAAGCCGUCGGACAUCGCCACGGUGCGGAAGCUGGGGAAGCCUCCGCACCUGAUCAUGCGCAUCAUGGACGCCGUGCUGAUCCUCUUCCAGCGGCGGGUCGAUGUUGUCACCAUGGACCCUGAGCGGCCCUGUCUCAGACCCUCCUGGGCUGAAGCCCAGAAGCUGAUGAACAACUCAGCCUUCCUCAGCAUGCUCCUCAACUUUAACAAGGACACCAUCAAUGAGGAGGUGGUGGAGCUACUGGCUCCGUACCUCAGCAUGGAGGACUACAACCUGGACACGGCCAAGAGGAUGUGUGGCAACGUCGCUGGCCUGUGCUCCUGGACCGAGGCCAUGGUGGAUUUUUUUAGCAUCAACAAGGAAGUGCUGCCUUUAAAGGCCAACCUGAAGCUGCAGGAGGCCCGUUUGGCAGUGGCUCAGGCGGAGUUGGCCGCGGCCCAGGAGCAGCUGGACGCCAAGCAGCAGGAGCUGGACCAGGCGCAGGCCAUGUACGACGACGCCAUGCGCGAGAAGCAGUCGCUGCUGGUCGACGCCGAGGCCUGCCGACGCAAGAUGUCCAACGCCAUGACGCUCAUCGACGGCCUGGGGGGAGAGAAGAUUCGCUGGACGGAGAGCAGUGCUCAGUUCCAAAGCCAGAUCAAACACUUGGUGGGGGACGUGCUGCUGGCCACAGGCUUCCUGUCGUACGCUGGCCCCUUCAAUCAGGAGUACCGCAACCUGCUACUGCAGCAGUGGAGGGGGGAGAUGAGCAGCAACCGUAUCCCCUGCAGUGAUAGCUUGAAUGUGAUCAGCAUGCUGGUAGACAACGCCACCAUCGGAGAGUGGAAUCUACAGGGUCUGCCCAACGAUGACCUCUCCAUCCAGAACGGCAUCAUCGUGACCAAAGCCUCCCGCUACCCCCUCCUGAUCGACCCACAGGGGCAGGGCAAAAUCUGGAUCAAGAACCGUGAGCGCGGCAAUGAGCUGCAGGUCACAUCCUUGAAUCACAAAUACUUCCGCUCCCACCUCGAAGACUGCAUGUCCCUGGGCAAACCCCUGUUGAUUGAGGAUGUAGGGGAAGAGUUGGACCCUGUGCUGGAUAACAUCCUGGAGAAGAACUUUAUAAAGUCCGGCUCCACCUACAAAGUGAAAGUGGGGGAUAAGGAGGUGGACGUGAUGAAGGGCUUCACCCUGUACAUCACCACCAAGCUGGCCAACCCGGCCUACACACCCGAGGUCAGCGCCAAGACGGCCGUGGUGGACUUCACCGUCACCAUGCGGGGCCUGGAGGACCAGCUGCUGGGCCGUGUCAUUCUCAUCGAGAAGCAGGAGCUGGAGUCUGAGCGUGUGAAGCUCCUGGAGGAGGUGACGUCUAACAAGCGUAAGAUGCAGGAGCUGGAGGACAAUCUCCUGUACCGUCUGACGAGCACCGAGGGCUCACUGGUCGAGGACGAGUCCCUCAUCGAGGUGCUCCAAGUUACCAAGACGACGGCGGAGGAGGUCAGUGAAAAGCUAACCGUGGCAGCGGAAACGGAGGUGAAGAUCAACUUUGCGCGGGAGGAAUACCGGCCUGUGGCCACACGGGGCAGCAUCCUCUACUUCCUGAUUGUGGAGAUGAGCCUGGUGAACAUCAUGUAUCAGACCUCCCUGCGGCAGUUCCUGGGCAUCUUCGACACGUCCAUGGAGAAGUCCACCAAGUCUCAGAUCACCGCCAAGCGCCUUGGCAACAUCAUGGAGUACCUCACCUACGAGGUGUUCCGCUACACGGCCCGGGGCCUCUACGAGAACCACAAGUUCCUCUUCACCCUGCUGCUGGCACUCAAGAUCGACCUGCAGGCCAAGAAUAUCUCCCACAGCGAGUUCCAGACCUUUAUCAAAGGUGGUGCUUCUCUGGACCUGAACUCGGUGGAGGCCAAACCCCGCCGUUGGAUCCUGGACAUGACGUGGCUCAACCUGGUCCAGCUGUCGUCUCUGCAUCCCUUCACCAGCUUGCUGGUGCAGGUCGGCCAUAACGACCGCGCGUGGAGGGUGUGGUUCGAUGAGGCAGCGCCCGAGGAGGCCCCGCUGCCUGAUGGCUUCGACAGCCUGGUGGAUGCCUUCCGGAAGCUUCUGCUCAUCCGGAGCUGGUGCCCUGACCGCACCAUUGCUCAGGCGAGGAGGUACAUCACAGACUCGCUGGGAGGCAAGUAUGCGGAAGGCGUGAACCUGGACAUGGAGGCCAUGUGUGCUGAGAGCGACAAGAGGACACCGCUGGUCUGCUUCCUUUCAAUGGGGUCUGAUCCGACCGAGAACAUCGAGAGGCUCGCUAAAUCUAAGACUGUCCCGUGCAGACCCAUCUCCAUGGGACAGGGUCAGGAGGUCCAUGCCCGCAGGCUCCUGUCCCAGAGCAUGGCCGAUGGAGGGUGGCUGCUCCUGCAGAACUGUCAUCUGGGCCUGGACUUCCUGGACGAGCUCCUGGAGACGGUCACCACAGCCGAGAACAUCCAUGAGGGCUUUAGAGUGUGGAUCACCACGGAGGGCCACCCCAAGUUUCCCAUCAACCUCCUGCAGUCGUCCAUCAAAUUUACCAACGAACCACCUCAAGGUAUGAAGGCAGGCUUGAAAAGGACAUAUGGCGGCUUGACUCAGGACCAGCUGGAGAUCACCAACAUGCCCCAGUGGAGGCCUAUCCUGUAUGCUGUGGCCUUCCUCCAUACCACUGUGCAGGAGAGACGCAAGUUUGGUCCCCUGGGCUGGAACAUUCCGUACGAGUUCAACCAGGCCGACUUCACGUCCAGCAUGCAGUUUGUCCAGAACCACCUGGACGAGGUGGAUGUGAAGCGCGGGGUGAACUGGAGCUGUCUGCGCUAUAUGCUGGGGGAGGUUCAGUACGGCGGACGCGUGACGGACGACCUCGACAAGCGGCUGCUCAACACCUUUGCUUACAUCUGGUUCAGCGAGGACAUGUUCGGAGACAAGUUCUGCUUCUACAAGGGCUACACCAUUCCCAAAGCCAGGACGGUGCAAGACUACCAGAGUCACAUUGAUACAUUGCCAUUGGUGGAUUCUCCUGAGGUGUUUGGCCUCCAUCCCAACGCUGACAUCACCUACCAGACCAAUCUGGCCAACGAGACCCUGAGCACCAUCAUCAGCAUCCAGCCCAAGGACAGCGGCGGCGGGGGCGGGGAGACGCGCGAGAGCACGGUGCAGCGGCUCGCCAACGAGAUGCUGGAGAAGCUCCCCGCUGACUACGUGCCUCACGAGGUGCGAGCACAUCUGCAGAAAAUGGGGCCCUUCCAGCCAAUGACCAUCUUUCUGCGGCAAGAGAUCGACCGUAUGCAGCGAAUCAUUGGAAGAGUACGGAGCACCCUCACUGACCUCAAACUGGCCAUAGAUGGAACCAUCAUCAUGUCGGAGGACCUGAGGGAUGCCCUGGACAGCAUGUACGACGCUCGGGUGCCUCGGCUGUGGCAGAAGAUCUCCUGGGAGUCGGCCACUCUGGGCUUCUGGUUUACCGAGCUUCUGGAGAGGAACCAGCAGUUCCACAGCUGGACGUUCGGCGGGAGGCCCAACCAGUUCUGGCUCACCGGAUUCUUUAAUCCCCAGGGAUUUUUGACUGCCAUGCGUCAGGAGACCACACGCAUGAACCUUUCAAAAGGCUGGGCCCUGGACACAGUGGUCCUCCAUAAUGACGUCACGCGUAUGAUGAAAGAGGAUGUCACUGCCCCUCCGCCCAGCGAUGUCGGGGGCGUCUACAUCCACGGGCUCUUUCUGGAGGGGGCAGGCUGGGACAAGAGGAACACCAAACUCACAGAGGCCUCUCCCAAGGUCCUCUUCACCCCGUUGCCAGUGGUACACGUCUAUGCCCUCAGUAGCACCUCCCCUCCUGACACCAAAAAGCCAUCCGCCGUGAGCCUCUACCCCUGCCCCGUGUACAAGAAGCCGAGGCGCACGGACCUCACCUUCAUCUUCUCUCUCCUCCUCCGCACAAGCCAGCCCGUGGAGCACUGGACACUGCGGGGGGUGGCGCUGCUCUGUGACUGCAAAUAAGCAAGUAGCCCUCUCUCGGGGCAAGGCCUAAUGCGUUUGCCCGUACGCUGUAGAGAUUCUUGGGAGACUUACCCAGAGGGUUAGAGUAGAGUUUUACUCCAUCUCCAGCAGCACACGCGAUUCACUUACUUAACCUAAUCAACGGACAAAUCGAUCAAUCGAUCGAGCGUGUGUGUGCGUGCGUGCGUGUGUGCCGUG